Messenger RNA from Purpureocillium takamizusanense, 3184 nucleotides. RefSeq lists its product as uncharacterized. Bases 365 to 3043 code for a protein of 892 amino acids. The transcript has a single exon. The record is from RefSeq and is a predicted model, not a curated record. Lineage: Eukaryota; Fungi; Ascomycota; Sordariomycetes; Hypocreales; Ophiocordycipitaceae.
CAUGUCGUCACCACAACACCCAUGCGCAGAGAUCUUGUUUUUCUUCUCUACAUGUACACACAAGAUGCGAGGAGAAUGCCCCCCAAGGGUUCGCUUCAGCAUGCUCGUGCAACCUGGCGGGUGGACCACACGCACGCACCACUCGCUCGCCCCAGGCGUGAUUGGCAAGCCCCCCCCCCAGGGCCCAGACCAAUAUUGCGGCUGAGGCGCAUCGCGACCAACCGGCCGUCUCAGGCACCAGUCACCAUGGCCACCACCACCAGCAUCACUGCCAUAAAUACACAGGGGAACCCGGACCGCCGCGUCUCUUUCUGCGCGCCAUGACGACGUCUGCGUCGUGGCUUGCGCCGCACCCGUCCAUCCGAUGCCACCGCCGCCCCUGGCAUCGUCCUCCCUGCUGGACUCCAUCGCCAACAUCAUCACCACCACCGGCGGCGCGCUGAAGCCCUACGAGUACGCGCCGCUCGACCCCUCGCGCCGCACCUUUCGCCUCAUCGAGCUGCUCCCGCCCAGGCCUGCCCUCCUCCCCGGCUGCCAUGGCACCGUACGCGUCCGCAUCUUCGAGCGGGACGUCGAUGCCGACGCCGACGCCGACGUCGCCCCCGGCACUGGCCAGGUGAGCGCGCCGCCGUACGACGCCCUGUCCUACACGUGGGACAUCCCCGAGGGCGUCACGGAGCCCGACCGCCGCAUCAUCGUCGAGCCUUCUGGCCCCAAUGGCGAUGGCGUCGAUGAUGAUGGUCGUCCUCGUGAGCUGCGCAUCUACCGGGCCCUCGAGCUCGCGCUGCUGUACCUCUCCCCCACGGCAGGAGGAGAAGACAGCGAUGGUGAGGACGGCCACGACGAUAUAGACGGCAAGAAUCGCCGCCGCCGCCCGCUCUUUGUUGACCAAAUCUGCCUCAACCAGCGCGACGCCGUCGAAAAGAGCGUCCAGGUGCCGCUCAUGCGCGUCAUCUACGCCCGCUGCGCGCGCACCCUCAUCUGGCUCGGUCCCCCGACGCGCGCCUCGGACCGCUACCUCGACUAUGUCGCCGCCGAGGUGCUCCCCGGCGGCGACGGUGUGCUGGGCCGGCUGCUGGGCCCGCGCGUGUCGUCGGCCAUGCGCAUUUUUGACGCCGUCGUGGCGGAGGAGGACCCCGUGCCUGUGCAGCAGCAGCAGCCCACUACCGACGGCCACGACGACCAAGACAAAGACGAGGAGGAACGCAAAGAGGAGCACCGCCGCCUGCGCGACGACUACGACGCGCUGCUCGGCCUCGUGAACCGCUGCGGCGACGCCCUCCCUCUCGACGGCAUGGCCGACGUGCUGUCGCGACCGUGGAACAACCGCCUCUGGACCAUCCAGGAGGCGACGCUCGCGCCCCUCGUCGUCUUCGUCUGCGGCCGCCGCACCCUCUGCUUCGACUGCAUGCGCGCCGCCCUCUUCUUCUUCAACGUCGCCAACACCCACUGGGUGCGCCGCGCCCGCGGCGGCGGCGUCCCCCGCCCGCCCCGCGAGCUGCGCGCCCGCGCCGCCCUGCUCGACCUCGGCGCCGGCAUGGGCCGCAUCUUCCAGGAGCGCAAGGCCGUGCACCGCCUGCGCCGCCGCGCGGGGCUCAUGGACGUGCUGCUCAAGUACAACGUCGUCGGCGACGAGGGCGGCGGCGUCGUCCCCGUCAAGAUCGGCGCCCGCUUGCCCGAGGACCGCGUCUUCGCGCUGCUCGGGCUCGUCGACGAGGCGGACCCCCUCGCCGCGAGGGUGCGCGUGCGCUACGGCGGCGAGGACGUCGUCGCGCGCGUCUACACCGAGGUCACGGGCAUGCUGCUCGAGGAGACGGUCGACGCGCUGCUCUUCGCCCAGCGGCCGCGCACCACCCCUGGCCUGCCCUCGUGGGUUAUCGACUGGGCCAUGGCCGUGCGCCUGCCCGUCGGGUACGCGCGCCUCAAGCAGCCCGUCUUUGCGGCCUCGUCGUCCUGUGGGAAGGACGCCGCGCCGCGCGCCGCUCGCUUCACCGUCGACGACGCCGCGGGGAGGCUGACCAUUCGUGGCGUCGCCGUCGACAAGGUCGUCCGCGUAGGGGAGCAGACGUACUGCCGAGACCCCGAGGGCCGCAUCACCGAGCUGGUCGACAAGCGCUCCGCACGCCGCGUCUUCGAGGAGGUGGACGAGUUUGUGCGCGAGGCCCGUCGCGGCGACGGCGGCGGCCACAUCAUCAAGCGGCAGCAAGACAGGGACGCUGGCAAGAACGAGCGUGGCGACGACCAGGAAGAAGAAGUAGAAGAAGAAGGCGACGACCAAGAGGAGCAGCAGCGCGCGCACCGACAUACGUGCCUCCGCGUCUGCGACUCGGGCCUCUCAUGGCGCUACUUCCGCAGCCGUCUCGACAGCAGCAGCACCACCACCACCACCACGGCCGCCGCCAGCAUGGCCAAGCUCUCGACCCUCGAAGCCAGCAUCUCCAACGUGGGCCUCCGCCUCCUCCGCGCCGACGCCACGCGGGACGCCUACCGCAUCACGCGCAUCUACGCCACCAUCGGCAUCACGCCCUGGUACUGGGUCCCCGCGCCCGAGUUCUCCGCCCUGCGCCUCCUCGCGUGCGACCCGCCCGCCGCCCUGCGCCUGCUGCGCGACGCCGCCGUCGACUUCGUCGAGGACAUGCUCGGCCUGGCCCUCGCGUCGGCGGCCGUCGGGUUCGCCGCGUGGUGGGUCGUCUUCCGCCGCCGCUUCAAGUACGUCACGCUGCGGCAGGACGCCGGCGCCUUUGCCCGCGUCGGGCUCGAUCCCCAGGCCGUGCUGGACCCGGACAUGGGCGAGUUCACGGGACACCUGCUAAGGAACGUGGGCAGGAGGGUGUACAGGACCCAGAGUGGCCGCGUGGGCAUGGGCCCGGCGGAGACGAGCGCGGGCGACGACGUGGUGGUCUUGUAUGGGGCUUCGGUGCCUCACGUGCUGCGGGAUAGGGGGGACGGCACCAACGAGUUCAUUGGCGAGACAUACUGCGAUGGCAUCAUGGACGGGGAGGCCCUGGACUCUGGCCUAGAGAAAGACUUUGUUCUGACUUAGAAGCUGUCACGAUGUAUUGAACCGCCUGCACUUCACUGGCUUGUUGGUCAUGAUACACGCCAAUCGGGUCAAAAGCCAGGCUAGGAUGGCGCAAAAGAGCAACUAGAUUCAUAAGAUUCAUAAAAUUCAUUAGACUCAUCA